This is a messenger RNA of Neurospora hispaniola, 1158 nucleotides long. RefSeq lists its product as uncharacterized. NCBI's taxonomy places the organism in Eukaryota, Fungi, Ascomycota, Sordariomycetes, Sordariales, Sordariaceae. The coding region runs from base 1 to 1158 and encodes 385 amino acids. The record is from RefSeq and is a predicted model, not a curated record. The transcript is spliced from 2 exons.
AUGUCGUCGCCGUCGAAGAAACAGCAUGAGAUAGAGGUCGUGGCCGAUAGGGUGCUCAAGAGGGUUGAAAUCAGUAGGAUGGUCAGAAGACUUCAGAACCGCCUUGCCCUAGCUCAGUUCAAGACAAAACAUGGCCUCGAAGACCUUACCCUCGACAGUAUCGAGCCCAGAUUCGAAAAGGAGCUGCGUCGAAGCAGGCUCCUCGAUGGUGAUAUCUUGUCCGACUCCUCCUCCAGCGCUUCCGAUCUUCCAUACCCUACGCGAGCCCUGAUGAGCUCACCACUUAAGGCUCCCGUCUUCUCUGAUGCCAUCGGAUCCAGCAACGGCAGCUCGGGUCAUCGCAAGCGCUCGUAUCUGGCAUCCUUCGAGUACGACCCAAACAUGUCGAGUCCGAGCAAGAGGUUCCGCCAGUCACCCACCGCUCACCGUUCUUUCACGUAUGGCAGCCACUCAUCGUGGAAAGACCACCACGACUUGACUCAGUCAUCGCCCAUGAAACCCCAGCGACAACGGCAUUUUACUACCUCAACAGGCCCCAACGUGGCCUUGUUUGAUACCUCGAGACAAAUGACCAAUGUUCUGGCCUCGCCUGGCUACGGUGCCAAUCCCUCAGACGAUGAAGACGAUCCCCCCGUACACUCGUUUGCACGCUCUCACGUGCGGGUAUCGCCGCCAAGGACGCCGCCGAUGCGCACUCGCAAUGUUCUCGGCGGAAGAAAGAAGGAAAACAAGCCACCCUUGCCCACCAUUCGAAGGCCUCUGGGGACCAAUACGUCGAUGGGAGGCCAGCAAACCCAAGAAAAGACAAACGAGGAGGGUGCGGAUUUACUUCUAUAUCUGGCAGCCUCGCCAUCUCCUGCCCGUCCGACCAAGAGACGAUUCGACAGUAACAAUCAUGUUACCCACAACCACCACUUCCUGAUGGAGCCGCCAUCAACCCCACCACCCAAGCACUUGGGCCUUCUGAGCAGCAACAGGUUGGCGUUGCCCUCGUCCAUGAUGACCACACCUGGGGGCGGAAAUCCGUUCCCCAAUACUCCUGGCCUUGGCUUCGACUUUUCUGAUUUCGUUCACAUGACGCCUAGUCCGGCGCAGAAGCCUUGGAAGACGCCGCUUAGCGUUUCACGGAGGCAUCUCACGUUUGAUGAACAGUCUUGA